This is a messenger RNA of Dermacentor albipictus, 3316 nucleotides long. The record is from RefSeq and is a predicted model, not a curated record. NCBI's taxonomy places the organism in Eukaryota, Metazoa, Arthropoda, Arachnida, Ixodida, Ixodidae.
CGCUAUAUGCAAUUUCAUUGGCAGCACUAGAAGAUGCGUGCAAUAAUUGGACAUUCUUCUUCGCCUUUCUUUAAAAUUUCUCACGCUAAUUACGUGAGUUGUUUCAUUUAUCUUCAAUCAAUCCUGCACGAUCCCUCUUCUAUUUCAAUUCCUUAACUCUUAUAUUGCGUUGUAUUUCUUCAUUUAAUCUAAUUUUAUUUUAAACGUGCCUCCCGCUUCCGACGCGAAAGGAGCUGUGUGGUUUAAUCCCCCGUUGUGGGCACGUGCCACAGCCUGAAAAAUCACCAUCUUCGCCGUGUAGUUCGGGACCGCGGUGCCUGCACGCGUGACGGUUGGUCGCGAGCCAGCACGAGCAGAAGAAGAAGAAGAGGCAAAGCGACUGCAGCUCAGUCGAACUCUUGCUCCGACCAACGAACGAACCGAUUCUGUUCUACAAGGGACCGCCAAUCAACCUCGUGCUGCCAUGAAAUCUGUCCUCUUGUCGGCAUCUUCGCCCACGUUCGGCUGCAACCCCGAAGUAGCCGGCGGCGGCUGGAUGCCGCUGGGACGCGCGGCGCAGGACGCUGAGCGGCGCCGAGGUCCGGACACGGCGGCAGCCGGCGGGCCGGCCCAAGGGCGGUCGUCGCCCGAGGAGGACACAUCGCACACGGGCCACUGGCUGCGCUACGCCUCGUUCGUGGCGACCCUGGUCGUGGCCACGUCGGCGACGCUGUUCACUGUGCCCGCCGCGCUCGUGACGCGUGUCGGGUCCUGCCCGCGCGGCUGCCUCUCCCUCGCCAAAGAUCUGAGCCACUCGCUCAACAGGAGCGUGCACCCGUGCGACGACUUUUACGGGCACGUGUGCAGCGGUUGGGACAGCCGCAGAAUCAUCCGUUACCGGUCACCGAUGGACAGGUACAGCGCAGAAUUCAGCCGAAGCAUCAUCAAAAGCAUACUGCUCGAGCAUAUCCCCACACGUUCUACCACCGCCAGAGGAAAAGCCGCGGGGUUCAUCUUUCGCUGCCUUAGUCGGACGGAGGUGGAAAAUGCGACGACGUUCGUCGCGUUCCUCGACGAACUGGGCCUUCCUUGGCCGAGCAAGUCUCCUGCGACACGAUCGCAGCUCCUGGACAUCCUAGUGAGAGCAUCCCUGCAGUUGGCUAUGCCCAUGUUCUGGGCCUUUUACGUGGGUCGCCAUCCUUCGCGUCCAUCGGAGAACACCAUUUACAUGACGCUGGACCCGCGCUUCAGCCAGUGGAUUCGGGAUAUCGAGGCGCUCGACGCCGACGGAAAAGCGAGCGACUACCUCAGGCGCUGCGCAGAGAUCGUCGGCCGCACGGGCCAGUCGUACUCGGUCAUGAUACAGCAAGUGCUGCAGACACACUCGGAGCUCGUCGAGCUGGUGCACCGUUUCUGGGGACUCGGGGCCAUGCCGCAAUACUACAACCUGACCGACCCGGACUUCCGAAGGGCCGUCAACGGCUACCUGCCCGACGACUCGCAGCUGUGGCCCGUCGACGAAAUCGUCAACCUUCAGCCCGAAUUCUUCGCGAGGUUCGACGCGACCCACCUGAGCCAGGACGGGUACCAGGAGCGGUUCAAGCUGUUCCUGGGCGCGUACGUCGUCUGGGUGUUGUCGCCGAUAGUGUCCCGGUACCUGACCACCAGCAUGCUCGCGGACAUGGGGCGCGAAGAUGGUGCGGACGACUACCGCUUCUUCAAGUGCCUCGAGGCGCUGGAGACGCUGCUGCCGCUCGUCAAGUGGCAGCUGCACCGCGACGCCCAGAAGAACCUCGCGCCCACGUGGAACACCGUCCGGUUGUCGCAGCGCGCUCUGAGCGAGUGGAUGGGCUUGUACGACGGGGAAAUGCAAAAAUUUAGCACCUCUCUUUUAUCGCGGCUGGGAGCGAAUGCCUUCAACAUGACGAACACGUGGCAAAUGCUCGACAGCGCGUUGGCUUACCUUCCGAACGACACCAAGCCGCCUUUCUUCGAGCUGUACCGGAGAUACGCAAAGGCUACAGCGACGUACUUCAAGCAGUCGCUGCGACGGCCGCAGCACAGCAUCUACCACGUGCCGGGAGUUGUCUCUAUUCUGCUGUACCGAGUGACUGUGGGCAGGGAAGUGUCGGUGCCCCACUUCAUGACAUCUUCGCCCCUCUUUGAGCCGUGGUACCCGGCGGCCUUUCUUUCAGCGCUAGCGGGCGUCUUUGCCACUACCCAGAUGGUCUCGCUGCUUCGUUUCACCAUAUUCUACAACAGCCGUUUCCAGGCCCACGGGUUUCAGAACCUCGUGGCUGGAGCGAGAGCCCUGGGGGAGGACGUGUUCCGGCUGAGGGCGGUGCUCAACGCCAGCGACUUCCUGCCCGACGCCAGCGCGCAGGAGUUUCGCACGGUGUACGAGGUGAGCGUCGCGGCGCACACGUCCAGUCGCGUGCCAGACUCGCCCGAGUGGCGGCGCCUCUCGGCCGCUGCGCCGCCCGCGGUCCGGCCGAACCCGUUCUGGAGCUUCGAUCCGGCGCAGUUCUUCUUCUACUUGGCCUGCUUCGCGCGCUGUGGCGGACGGGCCCGCGAGCGUGAGAGAGAGGUGGCCCUGUGCAACGUCGCGCUUCCGGCUUCGCCACUUUUCCGGGACGCGUUCAAGUGCGGACCGCAGCACAGGUUGUCCACGACUUUCAUGUGGCGGGAGCGUUCCGAGCAACCCACCGCCAAGACUUCUUAGCGGACGAGAAGAACAUCUUGGAUAUUUUUGCCACUGUGGCGAGAAGAUCGACUGUGGCUAUUUGAAUGGCUUAGUUAUUUCAACUUUCGCUUUACAGAAGGCAUACAACUUUUUCUUUCGAAAUGUCCUCCGCUUUUUUUUUUUUUGCCCACGAGUGAACUGGAACUUGUUUAUAUUGUGAACUUGGUCAAUUCGCGCCCCUUGUAUCACAGUGUACUUAGAAUACCGAUUAUAGAACACUACACUAUACUUAUGUAUCAAGGUUACGGUCACAGAAUCUUUGAGCUUCCUUUUGCCAUGCAUUUGCACGCGCGAGCAUUGACUUAGUAAUCGGAACGCGAUAACUGAAUCCCUACAAGAGAGUUUUUGCACACGUUGGUGUGUGCGUCUUUCAAGACUGUUUGUCCAGCUUCGCUUACGCAUUUUUUUUUCGUUCUUUGCUUGUGCGACGGUGUCGCGUAUUCGUGAGCUCGAUUGUCGGCCUUUGUGAGCUUUCCUGAGGGGCGAUGUUCUUUUCUAGCAGGUUCUGUCAAGAAGCUGUUCGUGUAAAUUCUCGUUAGGACGAAAAAGAAAUGUCGAUGUUGUCGAUAUUAUAGAUCACGCUGAUACAAAUGG